GCGAAUUCCAGGCCCAACCCAGCCAGUUACCCGCUUACCCCAUGUCCACCCCCUCCCCUGCGCCGUCGCCGUCGCCGUCGCCGCCGUCCCCGUCCCCGUCCCGCCUCGUGCCGCAGCUGCUGGUCGCGCUCCUGCAGCGCCGCCGCUUCGACGCCACGCUCCGCGCCUCCCCGGCCUUCCGCGGCUUCUCCCCGGACUCCAUCGCCGCCGCGCUCGCCGCCAUCCCGCGCCUCCUCCUCCCGCGCUCCCCGCGCCGCCUCUGCCCGCAGCGGCCCUUCCCCUCCGCCUCGUCCACCUCGUGCCCCGCCAACCGACGCCUCACCGCCGCCCUCACCCUCGGAUUCCUCUCCUGGUCCCACGACCACGCCCUCCCCCAACCCGUCCCGCUCUCCGAGGCCCCGCUCCGCGCCGCGGCGCUCGCGCUCGCCCGCGCCCGCGCGCUCCCGGCGCUCUUCCGCCUCCUCCGCGCGCACGCCCAGCUCGUCUCCACGCCCGCGCUCACCGACGUCAUCCGCGCGCUCGGAGAGGAAGGGCUCCCGCGCCACGCGCUCGCCGCGUUCCACCGCUUGCGGCAGCUCCGGUGCUCCCCCGACGCGCAGUGCUACAACACGCUCAUCGACGCGCUGUGCCGGAACGGGCGGUUCAAGGAUGCCAGGUUCCUGCUCGACCAAAUGGAGCGCCCCAGCGCGCGCUGCAAGCCCGACUCCUACACCUACACGGUGCUCAUCUCCUGGUACUGCCGGAUCGGGGUGGGCACGGGGUGCCGGAAGGCGGCGCGGCGGAGGAUUUACGAGGCGGGGAGGCUGUUCCGGAGGAUGGGGGAGAAGGGGCUCGCGCCGGAUGUCGUGACCUACAACUGCUUGAUCAAUGGACUGUGCAAAACAUACCGCGUGGAGCGCGCCCACGAGGUGUUCGAUGAAAUGCUGAAGAAGGGUUGCGUGCCAAACCGGGUGACUUACAAUUCCUUCAUCAGAUACUACAGUGCGGUGAAUCAGGUGGACAAGGCAGUUGAGUGGAUGAGGGAAAUGGUUGCAAGGGGCCAUGGGAUGGCUUCAUCGAGCACAUAUACACCUGUCAUCCACUCCUUGUGCGAAAGCAGGCGUGUUGGUGAGGCGAGACAGUUCUUGAUUGAUAUGGCUGAAAGUGGGCAUCUGCCGAGGGAGCACACUUACAAGCUGGUGAAGGAUGCAAUUGAUGAUGCUGGUGAGGAGGCCCUGCCAGAAGAGCUAUGUCAGUCCAUUGAGGAUGGCAUUACAGCGAGAUAUCGACAUGUGAUGCGAAUUAAACCCAUAAUGCGAUCAGUUACAAGAUGAUCUAGGAGGGCGGAAACCCAUAACUCUACUCGCAACCUGUUUGCCACAUGAGACGCAGGUCUUGCAAGCGAAGUGUUCUCAGGUUGAGAUGCCUAGGGUGAUACAUGGCUACAAGCCUACAACUUCAAGCUAAUACAUGUGUAAAGCUAGUGCGGACUGAGUGCUAUUGUAAGGAGGAUUAGUUGAAAGAGCCUUGCCAGGGAGCAGGCGAUGUGACCAGGGAGAGGUUCUAGGAUAUUUCCAAUAUCACAAGAUAGAUCAAGGCUCAAAUAAAGUUUAUUUGCACA
Molecule: messenger RNA, 1600 nt
Organism: Panicum hallii
Lineage: Eukaryota; Viridiplantae; Streptophyta; Magnoliopsida; Poales; Poaceae
Product: pentatricopeptide repeat-containing protein At1g77405
Exons: 1
Coding region: 42-1313 (423 amino acids)
Molecular function (GO): protein binding
Source: RefSeq, a predicted model, not a curated record